CAAUUAAAAUACCUGUGGUGCAGUUCUCUUCACUUCAAAGUAAUGAAUUGAUUACAAUAUUUAUAGUUUUUAUUAUACAGAGGAAGAAUGAUCCAAUAUUAACUUUCGUGUCUAAAUAACUAGCCUUUCGUUCAGGAAUGUGAAGAGUGAGUCGGUCACUGAGGAGUGAGGACAUAUUGGAAUGAAAAAGAGAGACAGAGUAUAACAAUUAGAAGGGAUACAAUUGAAAUGAUAAUUUCUGAAAAUGUUGCAUAUCUUCUAUUCAGAUAUUAAAAUAACAAUGAAUGUAAAAAACCAUCAUUCAGAACUAUCGACCAAGUAGUAAAAAUGAUUGUUAUUGGCGAUAAUUUUAAAAUUUUAAUUUGACUGAAGACAAAGAUGGAACCAUUAGUUUUCUUUUCGUGCUGUGUCGUAGAUUUCAAGUGGCGCCACCUACCCUGUCAAUGUUGUUAGGCUUACCAAUAAAUGGAGUCUAGUGAAGUUGAUUUGACAAAAUUUAUUUGAAAAUCAAUCGGAAUAAUGAAAAUUCUUAGAGAAAUGGUAAAUAAAUGCCAUGAAUUGGUAUUUACAUGUUGUUUUUCAUUAUGAAGUACUUGGUUUGUGCUAGAGAUACACCACUGUGGAAAUGUUUACAAUGUUAGACAUGGGAGCCACCUUUACUGUUUGACACUGUAUUCACGAUAUUAUUACCUAUUAUUGAUGAAAAAUGGUCAAAUAUGCAUGGAUUUCAAAUUGUACUAUUGUUGAUUCAAACACUUAGAUAUUUACCUAUGGUACAUGUCCAGCAAAUGGAUAAUUAUGUAGUUACGAGGAAGGCAUUACUUACGUGCACCAUAUAAGUGCGAUGUCCCAGAGAAUAAAAAGGCCUAAUCGUUCUGAAGAUGGCUUUGUACCCGUCAAAAGGCGAAAGCGCAUGGCGGUGGAAGAUGAAGAAGCCGCCACCCUGGCCAGGAUUUAUAAUAGAAAUUCGAAUGAGGCCCCCGCAGAAUUAUUCCGUAAGGACCUCAUCAGCGCAAUGAAAUUGCCAGACUCCGAACCUCUUUCUAUAGAUGAAUACUGGAUAAUUCAAGAUCAAUGGAAACAGGAAUGGGAAAGGGGAGUUCAAGUUCCUGUCAAUCCGGAUUCCUUACCCGAGCCAUCAGUAUCUAUUAUUCGGAAUGCUAGAAAGUUGGUACACGAGUUCAAGCUACCCAAGAACAAAUACAUCCGUAUAACCAAGGACGAAAACUUCAAAGUGGACGAGCACGUUCUUUCCAACGCUCCUGGCCAAGCAGAAGAUGCCUGCUCCUACGACUUGGACGAAAACGACGUAGCAUGGCUCAAAUUAGUUAAUGCAGAACGCGCGACUUGCGGACUUGGACUGGUACACGAAGAUCAGCUGGAGAGGGUGAUGGAACGCUUCGAGAUGGGCUGUUGGGAGAAGAUACAAACCAUUCUCAGGAACGAGGAAGGUCUGGGAAUCGAGUUCGACGAGAAUGUUAUAUGCGACGUUUGUAGGUCCCCUGAUUCAGAAGAGGGAAACGAAAUGGUCUUUUGUGAUAGUUGCAACAUCUGCGUACACCAAGCCUGUUACGGAAUCACUCGGAUACCGGAAGGUCAGUGGCUCUGCUGCACUUGCAAUCUCGCCAUUAGACCUAAGUGCGUUCUUUGUCCUAAUAAGGGCGGUGCCAUGAAGUGUACGAGGUCCGGUCAGAAGUGGGCUCACGUUUCUUGCGCUCUUUGGAUUCCGGAGGUCAGUAUAGGCUGCGUGGAAAAGAUGGAACCCAUCACCAAAAUCUCCAGUAUUCCCGCUAGCCGUUGGGCUCUCAUUUGUGUGCUGUGUCGAGAGAGAGUCGGAGCUUGCAUCCAGUGUUCCGUGAAGACGUGCAAGACCGCUUAUCACGUGACUUGCGCGUUUAAACACGGCUUGGAGAUGAGGGCGAUCAUCGAAGACGAGAAUGCCGACGACGGAGUUAAACUGCGAUCCUAUUGCGAAAAACACAGCAAAUCUAGCAAAAAAGAGAAGAGCAUAUGUUCCGGUUCCGAAGACGACGAUAGCAGAAGAAGGAAACGGAAAGAUAUGACGUCGGAAGAAAAAAACCUAGCUCGUGCCGCUAGAUUACAAGAGAUCGAGUCGGAAUUCUACAAAUUCGUAUCCGUCAAAGACGUUUCCAUCAAUCUAAACGUCGACCAAGAGGCCUUGACUCACAUAUACAACUAUUGGAAACUGAAGAGGAAAUCUGGCCACAACAAACCGCUCUUGCCGCCUAGAACUGAAGAUAUCGAAGUUCUGGCCAUCAGUCCGGAAGAUAUCGACACGGAAAAAUUGAAGACGUUCGUACAGUUGAGACAGGAUUUGGAAAGAGUCCGAAACCUGUGUUAUAUGGUGACCCGGAGGGAAAAAUUUUCUCGCUCACUAUUUCGAUUGAGGGAGCAAAUUUUCCUCAAACAGACUGCCGUUUUGGAAAAUGGUAUCAAUUUGCCGAGCGCUGUUAUGAACGCUGUUGUUGAAGCCAAUCACGGCCCUUCUAUAUACGACAGGCUGUAUUCUCACGAUCAAGCUCAGGAUCAUGCCGACAAUUUUGAACUUAUUUUAGCGAGAAUACAAGGAUUGAAAUCUCCUACAGGAUCUGAAGACGAAAAGAAAGCCGAGGUGAAUGGACUGUUUAAAGAUGUUAAAAGUAAUCCUUACAAGAAGGUGUACUUCAACGGAUCGAAGAGAAGAAGUUCAGCUUUAUACAGUAGUAUGUCUAGUAGAAGUAGUAGUAGUAGCGAUGAGAAGAUGAAAGAAAUGAAAGAAAAUAAGGAGAACAGAUUCAAUAGUACAUCAGACGAUGAAAAACCGGUUACUGGGAAGAAAACGGAACUCAAAAAGCAAAUAAAUAGGAAAAUUACAGACAGACGGAAAAAAUCUAUUUCAACGAAUCAAGUCAAUUCGGAAAGUAGUAGUGAAGAAGAUAUUAAACAUCCUGCAAAAAAACAAUGGUGUAAUUCGACGUUUAAUCGAUCUAAACUCAGUAUUGUAGAACAUCAGUUAGGUCUUUCUGGAACUGAUAGUGAUGAUCUGAUGGACUUGAGGAAUAAUCGAAAAACUUUGAAUCAAAAAACCAAAAUUUCGUCGAUUUACUCAGAUAGUGACAGUUCCGAUUCUACCAAAAACGAUGAUAAAUCUUCUAAUGCCAACAAUAGCGAUUCCCAGCAAAAAUUGAGAACUAAGGCUUCUGUUAAAGAGUUCUCAAACAAACCUUCCACUUCUAAAACUUCUGACAAAGGCAGUACGGAAAAUAAGAAAAAGACAAAACUUGAAGAGAAGAAAGAAAACCCGUCAAAGAAAAAAGACUACGUCCCAUCAAAUUUGAUUGUACCUCAGAGACAAGCAGCUAAGAAGGCUAGUGAAAACUUGAAGAAUACCACCACUGGCAGGCCUAAAGACUCUUUAUCCUCUCAAUGUGAUGAAACAGUGAAAAUAGAAGAGAAACCAAAAGCGCAGAAACAGAGAGCCAAAAGUAGAGAUGCUAAAGAAACAUUCAAAGAAAAGACAGAAAAAACUGACAAAACUGAUAAAUCUGAUAAAACCGAAAAAACAGAUAAAGUAAAUAAAAUCGAGAAAUGGGAUAAAACCGAGAAAGCAGACAAAAGCGAGAAAGUGGAGAAGUCUGAAAAAUUGGAAAAACCAGAUAAACACGAAAAAGACAAAUUAGUGCCAAUGGAAAUAUCGGAGAACGAGAAAGAUGACAAAAUGGAUACCAACGACUUAUUGGCAUACGUUCCUCAAAGGCAAGCAGCUAAAAAGGCUGCAGAACACAUAAAGAGUGGACUUGGCAAGCCUGUAAUUACAGCAGAUAACACGAUAGCUAACGAUUCGGACAAAAUGAAGAAAGACAAUGAAAGUUUGUGUAAAAGCCAAAAAGAUGACGUUAAACCUAAGAAAGAAUUGGAAAUCGAGAAACCCGCUAGAAUCACUGAAAGCAAAAGAAAGUCUUCCUCUAUCAGUAGUUCGUCUUCCUCCAGUAGUUUUUCAUCAGGUUCAUCUUCGAGUAGCAGUUCAUCAAGUGACGAUGACGAUGAUAACGAUGAAGAAACUGAACCACAGAAACCGCGAUCGGAGAGCCUCAUUUCGUUGCCAAAUCGAGAUCAGGUUAAGCGAGCUAAUGCCAAGGACCGGCCCUUUCUUGACAAGGGAGCCAAGUCCUCAACAUUUAGCAGUAGUGCUUCCGACUCCGGUAACUCCACACCAUCCUCUACUCCUCAGAAAUCCAAUAUCGUACCAUCACAACCUAAAACACAACCUGCUCCACAACCGGUUGAACCGCCAAAAUCAGACCGAAGGAAAAGUACAGAGAAGAAAUUACCCUCACCGGCACAUGAAAGAGAAGAAUCUAAACUUAAAGGGAAGUCAUCCAGAGGAAGACCACGCUCAUCCAAUUCUAGUGAGGUCGGAAAUACUAGUGGCGGGACUAGAGAUCUGUCUAGUGGCAAACCUGUCGCUGUGGACAAAGAUGGACCCAAAAAUAGAAAGAAAAAACAACUCGUCUCAGAUGAAGUGGACCCAGUUGAGUCAUCGGAAAAAACAUGUCAGCCAUCUAACUUACUAUCUCCGGUCAGGGAAAAAGAUACCAAGUUAGCAGCAGAGAGUCCUGGGAGAAAAGUGCUGUCCGAACCCGAUAAAAUGACAUCAAAUAUAGAGAAGGAAAUUUUAGAGAGAAAGGCAUCGAAAGAAAACAAGUGCAAGUCGACUUUGGAUAGAUUAUUUGGACCUAUCGGAAAUACGGAAAAACCGAAGCAGGAAGAAAUCAAGCAUGAAAAGCAGAAUAAAAAACAGUUGGACAAACAAAUUAAACCUGAGAGAUCUGAAAAAUUAGUUGAUAAAACAUUCAAAGAAAACAAAGAACACCCGAUUGUGAAAGAAAAAUCGCCUAAAAAAUCACCUUGUAAGAGUCUGAAUAAAAUUGCCGAAGAGACAUUCAACACCAAGUCGAUGACAGAGGUAAAAAUAUCUACCAAGGUCGAACCUUGUAUGCCUGAAAAAUUAUUAGAAUUGGAUGAAAAAAUAACUGUAUCUACCUCUGAAGAAACUUUAGAAACCAAACCUAAUGAAGAACAAUUAAUUAUACCAGAAAUUCAACAGGCACCCGAAAGAUUAGAAAAUAUUAAGGAAAAUACAGAAAUGGUUGUGAAUUCAGGUAACAUGAGCAGGUCGAUAUUUUCUCCCCAACCUCAAACAAAAGAAACAGAUUUACUCGACUUCGAUAAUUUCGACGAUAGUUUGGGAAUUUCUAAGGAAGACGACAUUCUUAGGCCUUUUACAUUUAACACUUCCAUCGUUAAUAACGACACCAGAGAAGAAAACGUUAGGGAAACUCUGAACUUGGUGGAGAAGUUGAGAUUGGGGCUUUCUAAAAAGCCAACCGGUUGUGAAAUUGAUGACACUCUUAGCAUAGGUUCGAAUUCUAAACAUGACGAUCGCUCAGAAUUCUUAGAGCAAGUAGUUCCUGAUAAUGUGAAUGAUGAACUGCCUGUUAUUUCACAACCGAUAAAGCAGGAAGAUCAAAAGAAGCCGAUGAUCAACCUGGAUAUGAAAGUAGAGCUAACCCAAUCCAAAUUAUUCGACAAUCACGAUCAAAACGACCAAUUUAUGAAUUGUCAAGCAGAAGUUCCGGUAGAGUGCAAUAAGAGCAUUCCGAUUCAACAGCAUCAAGGUUUAUCGGACACUUUGACAAAUCAGGGUGACGAAAGAUGGGUUCCGCCCAGCGAUCCGAAUUACCCAAGUAUCCCUGUUAGCCAUCAUCAAAAUUUCAUGACAAACACUCCACAAGUCGACUCCCAAAACUUCUUGGACCAAUAUUCUGCGAUGGUUCUAGAUCAAGAACAUCAUAAGAAAUAUCCCGAAGUGAACAAUAUAUUGGCGGACGUAGGUGCACGUUUGCAAGAGGAAGUUUUAAAGAAUCAAUCUCACCUGUUGCACGGACAGAGAAUCUCUCAGCCGAUGAUGGAAGUGAUGCCAGAUAUGAAUCCGAACAAUACCAAAUUUCCUGACCUCCACAUGCACCCGCCGAAUUGGCCCGAUGCGUUGUUGCCUAAUCGUAGAUCGUCGUCUAGUUCGGCAGCGUCGUCUAUAAGCUCGCUAUCUCGUCGUAACGAAAACGACGAAGAUCCCAACAAGGUUCGAUCCGAUAUGAUGGUGGUGAACCCACCGCCGAACAUAGAUAUUAGCUUGUUUCCUACGCAGACAAUACCAACAUUCCAGCCGAACGCUCUCGAGCCAUUCGCUUCGUACUCCGAAACCUUUGUCAAUCCGGUGAGCCUGUUCGCAGGACCCAACCUAAAUACUCAGUUAGCUUAUCCUUCGGCAGGUCCUACAGGCUUUCCACCCGCGUUUGGCGCGCCUUUUCCGACACCACACGUUUUACCUCCGAUACAGAAGCCCGAAGAAAAUAUCCAGUAUCCUUCGGCUUGUACAGCUGCUUUUACUUCUUCGCAACACAAUAUGGCCUUGACGGCGGCGAUGGUAAAUCUACCUACAAAAGAAAUAGAACCUCAUCUGGAGGAGACACUGCCUCUUUGUCAGAACAGCGUUGAUUCCUUGCAGAACAUCCAACAAAAGGAAACCAUUCCACCUCCUCAAGAGUCUCCUAUAGUUAGCAGUGCCGCUACAAGCGUUUCUGUAUCGGUUGCUUCUUCGCCGAGUCAGAAAUCUACAACGGGUAAGAAAUCACCCAGCAAACCGACUAGGUGUUCAGCAAGGGUAACGUCUCAAAUGAUGAACAAAUCUCCGAACAAGAGUCCAGGUAAAAGUCCACGACAAACGGAGUUGUCCAAACACGGAAAUGCUGGUAAGAGAGAUGGUAGAAAAGGUGGUAAAGGUUCUACCGGUAAAGGCAAUCAAUAUCAGGGCAAAGGCAGGGGAAGGGGAAGAGGAAGGAGUAGACCUCCCAUUUCCACUCCACAUCUGGAUUACGACAUCAUGGGCAACACUAAUACCAUCCAGAAGUUGGUAGGCACGGUGUACGAUCUUGAUUUCGAUGACGAAUGGAACGAGACGGCAGACUUGAAAUCGAUGAGAGAGAGGCGGAAAUCCAUCGACACGCACGAUAAGAAAUGCGACAAUUCCUACUUGAAAGACAGCUUAGAUUCCCCUAAAUUUUCUAGUCCUUUACAAAAUUCCCACAAGAACAGGUCUUUCGUCGACCUUAGCAACUUGAGGCCACCUACACCGUUCGACGACUCAAAUCACUCUAAAGAAAGCGAACCGACCAGUUUGAAGAUGGAAGACGAGCCCCCCAAAUCCGUUUUCCCAGAUUUGGUUCCACCGUUUUUGCCUGGCCCUGUCGAUAUGAGAACGUACAAUAGUACCUACGAAGAACAAAAAUACGAGUCGACCAACCUAUUGCAAGCAUUUGCCGCUGGGACCACCGAAAAUCCAGUACAUGAUGGGAUCGAUGAAGAAUAUGAAAAAGAACUACACGCUGCUCUUAUGUGUAAAGAGAAGAGCGAACAAAAUGCAGUACCUGAAAUCAGUAAUAUCAAAGCUUCCUUAUCGGAUUCGAGGAAUCAACUCAAGGUUAAAAUAAAGGGACCUAUAGCGAAUUACACCUCCACCGUAGCACCUCUGCCUCCACCGAUGGUGGAUCCUAUAGUAGUUAGUAACAUAAUUCCUAAUUCGGUUUCUGCUAACGUUGCAAACAACGCUAACGCUACUGGCACUUCCAAUUUAAGACGUAUGAGGAAGAAAGAACUACUCCGCCAAUAUUGGUCACAGGAUAUGAGUACAGAUGAUCCUUCAAGCAUUCCAAUAAACAAUACUCCAGCGGAUCCUAUCAUUAAUCGAACUGUGACCAUCCCGAAGGCUGUGACUUCAGUUACCAGUAUUCCAACAAAAGAAGAUUACAGGGAUUAUAGAACUGGUAUUGACGAUUACCUUGAAACUAAACAACAUAAAAAAGAGACAAAGGCUAGAUCUGCUCUUUCAAGAGAACUAAGGCAACUCGAUUUGUCAUUAGACGAUGAAACUUUAUCUGACCGAAGAAGAAGUUCCGUUACCGGAAGCAAUAAUUUAAGCUUUAAUGAAACCAGCAAACGAAGAGGUCGACCGCCGAGAACUUCUUCAGAUCAACAACCCUUAGCACCUAAACUGAAAAUAAAGAUAGGAAACAAUAGUAUAAUUUCGUCAUCUAGGAUAGACGACAAGAAAGACAAGAUACGUCCUCCUAAAAAACGUAUAUCCAAUAUACCGAUGCCAAGUGUCGAAGAUCUGAAAAGAGAAAGCAUGAAAUUCAGGAAAAUGAUGAUGGCGGAGUUCGGCGAAGAGAAGAGAAAGAAGAAAGAUAGGAGCGAAAGGAAAGAAAGAAGCGAGAAGAAAAAGAAGAGAAAGAAGCACGAUGUGGAGAUAAUAGCUAAGAACAUGGAGAAACCAACAAAAUUGAUAUUUCGGUUCAAUAAGAAAGCGGACGGGGAAACGAAUAAACGGACAAGCGUGAACAGUGACAUUGACCGUUCAGUGACUAGCGAAAUAAAAAGUAGUGCCUCGGUUGUGGGGGAAAGUUCAAGUGCAGGUGAUAGGUGCUCCCCGCCUAAAGUGACUCCAAUUAAAUUGAAACUAAGUAGGUGUCAGGAAGGUUCGGCUUACAUAAUGAAACCAUCGAUCGAAGACAAUUCUCACACAACCAAGGAAGAGACUCCAUCUUCUCAGCCGGGACAGCCCCCACCCCCACUACCGACGCCCCCUCCUUCGGCUGAAAUGACGUUUCAACUUCCACCCGAUCCCUUACCCCUAAAUAAAGACUGUGAAGUUAGAUGAUAGUUGUGUAUAUUGAAUUUUGAUCUGUAAAGUAUGUAUAUUAUAAAUAAUAACAUCGGGUAGGCAUAUUGGAUGUGCAUUUCAAGGACGAUUUUUCAUAGAAUAUUUAUUGAUAUAGUUGACUUUAUUAGAUUAUUUGAAAGUCUUUCGUGCUUUGGAAUUUUUCAUUAUCGACAAAUAUUUUUUGUUCUGUUGCAGGUAUCCUGUAACUUGUGGGCCCUAGUGCAAAAAUUGAUACUAGAGAUCGAAAUAACAAGAUUUUUUUCCAUAAAUGUGGUGCAAAUGUUGGCUGUUAAAAAAAAUACAGGGUGUUGAAAGUGAAAUAUGAAUUUUAAAAAAUCGCGAUAAUUUAAAAUUAUUAUACUGGCGUUUUAGAAAGUGAUAUAUCCUAUAUUAGGGAAUAUUCCUAUUAGGGGAAUAUCUUAAAUGGCUCUUUUGGAGUCAAUAUAGUAUUAGCUUUAAAAGGCCAAAAAGUAUAAAAAACUUAAUAUGUGGUUAUGUAUGUAGAAAGCUCUCUUUUGAGAUGAGGAAAACAAUGGUAAACAAAUUUUCGAUUUCAUAUCUUCAUCUGUUGAAAUAAUUUUGCAAUUUUUCUAAAGUUAUGUUGCACUUUCAACCCAUAUUGUUUUAGCAUCUAUCAUUUGUCACCAUAUUUAUUGACUAAAUAUUUUUAUUUCAACCUCUAGUAUUUACCUAUUGCACAACGAUCUAUUAAUUAUGGGACACCCUGUAUAUGUAAUAUUCGCAAGAAAUUCAAUUCAAAUCAACGUCAAGUUUACAAAAUAGAAUCAGAAUUUAAUGCGUUUUUCUAAAUAAAAAAAAAUAUUCAAAAGUAGGAUGUUGUGAAAUUAGAAAAGAUCUGUGGAAUAUGGCAGUAAUAUUCAAAGACAAUGUGCAAUUAUGUUUAUUUUAUAGUGAUUUUAGAAAACACAUUCCACCAUUUUUGUCUAAAUAAUUAUUCUACAUUUGUAUUGAAUAAUUGAUGUGGAAGGGAAAAUAAGUUGAAUUUCGAUUUGUAAAUAUGAGAAAUAAGCAAAGUGUGUACUAGAACAUUUUUAGCCUUAACUUAUUUAUUUAUUAAGUACAGAAUUAAAUAUUUCUUGAUCUCAGUAAGACUUGAUGUUUUCUCAUAUAGAGUGCUAUUACAUCAAUGUUAAAAUUAUAUAAUUAAAUAAUGACCAUAAAGAGAAUUGUAUGUCCUUGAAUUGCAUAACUGAAUUUGCUUUCCUGUAGGUGACCAGUGAGGCAACUUGUACAGAAACAAAGAUAGCCGAAAAAUUCACCUGUUUUAUAUCACGUUGUUGAGCUGUUUACUGUAAGUGCAAAGUCUAAGCGAAGCACAUAUUUGUCGUUAAUUUAUAUGUACAAAGUCAAUUACAGCUACAGACGUGUAUUCAUAUUUUUGUACAUAUUGUAAGUUAUGGUAUUUGUGAAUAUGAAAUAGUACUAAUUUAUAAAUAUAUAUACAUAUAUUAUAUUUCAUUUAAAAUGAUUAAAUCGUGUUGACAAUUUUGAUAGCUAGAUUCGUUAUAGAUUCAUCAAAUAUUGUACAGAACAAAUGGCUUGGUGCAAUUCUUGGUUGUUGUUAUUGAAGCCAUUUAUUUUUUUGUACAGUUUUAUUAUUUUACUCAUUGCCUCGAUGACAGUGUAGUAUAAAUUACUUAAAGAUUUUAUUGAAAUUUAUAUAGUUAUGUAAUUUUAUUUUUUUACAUGGAAAUGUGUUUUUACCGAGUGGCUGUUAUGUGUGAAGUCUUAAGUAUGUGUAGAUAUAUAAUUAACUUCAAGUAUUAAAUACACAAGCCAUUUGUUUGUGUCAUGUUGUAUGAUAAAUAGAACAAAUUCUACCAAUUUAAGUAUUGGGUCAACAUUGAAUCAUUUUUUACGGAAUUCAUUCAUCAUCAUUGAAAUAAUUUUUGGAAUUUUAAUUUUCAAUCUCCAUAUUGAGAAAUUGUCAGAAGCACAUAGGAAUAUCCUUUAAAUUUGUACAUUCAUCAUCAGGAAGAAUUGUAACAUAUGUAAGUGUAUAAUUUUAACAAGAUAUUCUACACAUACCUAGUUGAAAGAAGUAUAAAUUAUACUCAAUUUAUUUUCAUGUUGUGUUUCAAUUUUAUCCAUCAGCUCCAUUUCUUUGCUCAAAAUCAAAACCUAUUGAAUUGUUCUUGUAUUCUCAUCCAUAUACAUCACUUUUUUAUUUUUUGAAACUAAUAAAGUCUUGUUGAUUUUAUAUAAA
This is a messenger RNA of Harmonia axyridis, 11006 nucleotides long. RefSeq names its product PHD finger protein rhinoceros (gene rno). Lineage: Eukaryota; Metazoa; Arthropoda; Insecta; Coleoptera; Coccinellidae. The record is from RefSeq and is a predicted model, not a curated record. Gene Ontology annotation, biological process: regulation of transcription by RNA polymerase II. The coding region runs from base 845 to 8776 and encodes 2643 amino acids. The transcript is spliced from 5 exons.